Molecule: messenger RNA, 1249 nt
Organism: Lodderomyces beijingensis
Lineage: Eukaryota; Fungi; Ascomycota; Pichiomycetes; Serinales; Debaryomycetaceae
Source: the annotation of a GenBank genome assembly
AUGUGUGGAAGGUUUGCACAGGGAAUUGUAUGUAAAUUACCCUCCUCCCUUUAACGAGAUGUUUUGAAAUCGAACAAAUAACUGACUUGGCAAAAAAAAACAGAGUCUUGAUGAGGUGCCCGCCGUGUUCAAUACAACCGUGUACGAAGAUGCCAAUGCAGGAGGCUCAGAGACUAUGAUGGAAGUUCACAACAGGGUAUAUCAAAUCAAUCUUCAAGAGGAUGAGGAUGCGGGUGGUGGUAAUGGUGGUGGUAGGGGAAAGGUCAUUGAGCUAGACAUGACCAGAAUGGAAGAUUAUGUGCCAUCUUACAACGUUGCCGUCACCAACACCGCGAUGAUGGUGUAUAUGACCAGGCCAGCGGAUGGAAUCGACGCCAAGUACGUGUUUGAGAAAUCGAAAUUUGGCCUAGUUCCAACUUGGGAAAAGCCUAAAGAUCCGACUCCAGUUAACGAAGGCAAGGCUAAUCAGGGCAAAGUUUACUCCAAGGAGUUGGGCAGAAUCGAGUCUAGAUUGUUCAAUUGCAGGAAGGAGUCCCUUGAAGAAGGCAAGAGGAUAUGGAGCUCGGUCAAGAAUGAAAGGUGCGUGAUUCCAAUCCAGGGUUAUUUUGAGUGGCAUAAGAGCAAUACCAAGACUAAAAACGAGAAGCUUCCAUAUUUCGUGCACUCGAAAGAAGCCCCACUACUCUUCUUGGCUGGUUUCUACUCCCAUAAUGUGCAUUUCGAGAACGACUACAAUGUUGACAACAAGUACUUGUCCUCCUUCACAAUCGUCACUGGACCCGCGAAAAAAUCCGACGAAUACGACGGCGGGUUGGCAGAUCUUCACCCAAGAAAGCCCAUUUUCAUCGAGCCUAGCUCUCAAGCUUGGUUUGACUGGUUGGAUCCUGAUAGGAAAUGGGAUAAUCUGCUAAUUGCAAAAUCGUUAAACUGCUCCAAGAAUCCCGCUUGGAGAAACAUCGAAGCUUACCGUGUAGCUAAAGAAGUUGGUAACCCUAGCAACAAAAGCAAGGAUGUUUUGAAAAAGAUAAACCCAAAGAAGAGCUCGAUUGAUGGCUUCUUCUCGCUGCCUCUGAAAAAGAGAGGCUCAAAUAACGAGGGUGAUGAGAUAGGUGAGAAGAAAAAGGUAAAAUUAGAGGGUGCUGGAGAUGAUGAUGGAGAGGGCGAGCUCGAGCCACCUUCCAAACGAACCCGACAUGGCGAUCAUCAUCUUCGCAGCAGUGGGCCCCAGGUAAAGAAUGAAGACGAAUAG